Molecule: messenger RNA, 13891 nt
Organism: Varroa destructor (honeybee mite)
Lineage: Eukaryota; Metazoa; Arthropoda; Arachnida; Mesostigmata; Varroidae
Gene: mmd
Product: disintegrin and metalloproteinase domain-containing protein mind-meld
Biological process (GO): proteolysis
Molecular function (GO): metalloendopeptidase activity
Source: RefSeq, a predicted model, not a curated record
UGCCACUACUGCUAGUUAGUUGGCUGUGUGUCUGUCCUCUCGCGUCAGCGGCAGCGGCACGCGCGCGAGAGGCUGAAGAGGCCGUCAGAGUGGAGCGGACAGAGGCAGCAAGACAGACCGCUCGUACCAGUGGGCCGCACAAGCAGUCAAGCGAAUAGUGGUAGUUGUAGCAGCCUUGAGGGCGAAGUAAGCGCGAACCCGCUACCUAACCGAACCGGCUGAGUACGACGAAGAUGAAGCCAGUGGUUGUGUCGUAGCUGCUACGACUGUUACGAGUAUGUAGUGGUGAUAAUAUUAAUAGUAAAAAUCAUGAUCGUCAAGGCAAUGUUGUUAAGGCUAGUGGUGCUGGUGAUCUAAUAAGUGGAGUGCGCAGUCAACCGAAGAGAUAGUUGGACCGAUAAGUUUCGCGCUCUUGACCACUUAUCUUUGGGCAAACUAGAUCUAUCCUUCGCUCGCAACCGCUCAUAAUCUAGUUUCGGAUUUUUUUCAGUCAAAAAAUCGUUUGUGUUUCCCCGUGGCCUUCCGCGGUACAUUUCACUGAUCGUACAACAAUCGCCGGUCCUACAGCUUGUGCCAUUUCUGCUUCUAAACUGUGGCCAUAAUUUGUUAGUGUGUGUAUUUCUGUUCCCCCUUCUAGAAUGAGCGAAUAAUCUCUGAUACUCGGUCGACGAACGUCAACUGAGAACAACGGCAGGUAUACGCUCACAACGAUCGAAUGGCGCAGGAUGGUGCUCACAAAACGGCCAAGAGACGUCGGGUUGAAUACGUAGAGGGUACGUUUUGCCCAUCCGUCCCCCCAUUGCAUUUUGAAAGGAAACGAAGCAGCUGCCAUAAGCAAUACAGUAAAAAUACACCCCAUCGUCUAGUUAAUAACAAAGAAAACUGUUUUGUAAAAAAGUCUUAAACAGGCUGCGAGGGGUGCAACAGAAGGUCAAAGAACACUUACUUAAUUGCGUCUAAAUAUGAUUUGAAGAUCUGUGCACCAGUUUUUGCUUGUGAUUUAUUUGAUCUGUUAUUCUGUAUCCUAACGGGGUGAUAGAACAGGACAGAGAACUGACUAGUGGGUUAAAAGAUUGAGAGAAUACUGAUCGGGUUCACAGGCCUGUCCGCUUGGUCAUAGAAUACGCUUGGGAACUGCUGUUUAAAUGUUGUUACGGCCAAUUCGAUUGUGUGUGUAUGUAUGUCGGUGUACGAACGUUUGCAUUUACCCAGCGAACCAGCUUUGGCACCGAAUCGCACUCACUGACUGACGACUACUCUUUAAUAUCUCUAUACAAGUAAAAUUAGCACAAUCACGUGCAUCUGUGAAUGAGUACCACUGAAUUUUUUGACUCUGCUGUUGGAGGGAAAGCCAUCAAGUUAACGCAAGGAAGGAGAUAUAGGGUGGCAUGAAAUAACUAGAGACGUCCGAACGGCUGCUAACCUCACAUAAAUAAAGGACUGACCAUCGGUCUAAACGCAGUUGCUGCCGCCAGCGCCAUUGUUUCUAUCGAUGUUGCCCUGUGAUCGAUUACGCGGGUAAUAUAUUUUUCGACAAUAACCCGGCUAUAGGGAACGAGUUAGAAUGACGAUUGUCGAACGGCCAGUGAAAUUUGGAAACCAGACAUUACAGUUACCGUUACCACAGUCACGACUGUUACUGCCACGGUUUCUAUGAAGAUUUUCUGCCACGCGAGUUUCAUGGCCAAGCUAGAGACAACAGGUCGAAUCGAAACAUCAGUAAACGUCGGAAUGUAUUAGCAUAGAAACGGAAGGGGGUUGCAGUUAGUGGUGUGUUGACGCGCCGCGUAGGGCUGGGCAGGGGGUGUGCUCCGCCCCACGCCGCCAUCAAUUAUUGCUAAUAAAAUCUGCUAUUACUGCUACUAUUCCCAACGACAACCGUGAAGAACCGAAUUCAACGCCGGCGACACCAGCCAUACUACUUUUCUGUAAAAGAACGCCUAGUCGUAUUUUCAGAGUUAACGUCUCAAGCGACGAGUCCAGCAAGUUCCAGACAGGUACACGUACAAGUGAACAAUCUGAACCGGAACGUAACUUACGCAAACGCAAUAGAACAACAGUCGCAGCGUAACUACGACAGGAUCAUCUCGUUAUAAUUUGUACAUACAUUCGGAACGUGUUUGGCAUUAGCGAAUUGGGAUAGCAAUACGAACAACAUGACGAAUGCACUAAGUUACGCAUAACAGCCCCAGGGCAUAAUUAAGCCCUUCAUGCAAUAAUAAAUGACGAUAAACAAGCGGCGUGCGAAUGGUCGUCUAUUCGUCAUGUGAAAAUAAAUGGAUGUUGUUUUUUGUGAGCCUUAAGUGUCCGACGUAAGUUCUCACCGUUUGUUCGUUCGGUUAUCACUGCAUCAUCAAUCAACCACCAUACGUCAAUCAACGUAUUCUGGAAAUAUUCAUUGCUGUUUCUCAUUUUUAUCAUUUGUGCACACUGUGGAGUUAAAGCGCACGUGCGGAACAAAAGCACAAACACACGUGCAAUACAUACAAACACAUACACAUGCAACGAAGUACUAUGUCAUAUUACGAAGUAGUGAUAGUAACUGUACUAAAAAAAUCGGAAAACUUCGUCGCUUUUUAGCAGCAGGGUGACACGAAGAAGUCAUCUCACAACAACAACAACAACUACUACGUCAAAUUUAGAAAAAGGCGCUCAACAAACGAGGCCCGACGCUUCAACGAGCCGCUAGUUUCCUUAUGCGAAUGCACAUCGCUAUCCUACGAUCACAAGGAGACGAGGCGUAGAGCCCAGCCAUGAUGGCGGCACCUCAGGCGUGUUUAGUAGGUCGAAAUCUUUUGGCCACUAUUUUAGCGCUUUUGCUAGGGAUGACCAUUUGUCUGCCUACUGACACCGUCACAACAGGCCCCAACGAAGAAGAAUCUGGACUGCACAAAAGAGAUAUUGACUCGGCGUUCGACGAUUUCCCCGACAACAAACGGCUUUCAGCGGUUGAGCGUCUAAAGCGUUACCCAGAGAAUGAGCGUCUGAUUGCAUCAAUUCCUUCUCGAAUAUAUGAAGUUAUCUAUCCCGUGCAGGUGAGGCACCAUCAAAAAGUCGGAAUCUCAACGCGAGACGUCAGCUCGAACAAGACGACAAAACACUACCAUCAAACAUCGUUACUUAUUAAAGCGUUUCAUUACAAGUUCCGAUUGGAACUCGAGCUCAAUGAUAACCUCAUCAAGUCAAGCAUCCCUCAGAAACAUCUUAUGCCCAACGGGAACUGGCGACGAACUCACCAGGAGAUAGAGCACUGUUAUUAUCAUGGCAUCGUGAAAGACUAUCCUGGUGCACUGGCUGCGUUUCGAACCUGCAACGGUAUUAGCGGAGUGAUUCACAUUGCAAACGAGACCUUCGUCAUUCAUCCCUUCUACGGCGGAGAUUUAUCGAGAAUCCAUCCUCACGUAAUAUACAAGUACUACAACACCAAUCUAACUCAAUAUAUUUGUGGUAACUCGAAGAUGCAUCAAUGGGGCUUUAAACAUUUUCGAAAGUUGCACCCACCUUCGCGCUAUAAGAAUCUAUUCUUCGCGACAUCCACCGAAGAGCGAGAUGUCCGAGAAGUGACGAAGUACAUCGAACUCGCCCUGGUGCUCGACAAGGCAAUGUUCGAUGUGCGGAAUGUCACACAGACUGAAGUGAUGGCCGAUGCCAUCCAGAUCAUCAACUGCGUGGAUAUGUAUUUUCGCCAGUUGCUCACCCGAGUGUCCAUAGUGUAUAUUGAGACGUGGCAGGGUGGGGACCAGAUUGAGAAAAGCACAGAUAUCAAACAAACCCUAAUCAGUUUCCUCGAUUAUUCCUCGAAAAAUCUCUACCAGCAACAUUCUGAUGCACGUCACCUUCUCACUGGGAAGUCUCCGUGCAAGAUGGCGUCCGCCCCGGGCAGUCUUGGCGCCUGCUCUGGUCAGCAAGAAGUUGGCAUGGCCAUCCCCGACACCAUAUGCACUGCGAAGGCAGUAGGUGUCAGCGAAGAUACAAACGUCUACGAGCCGCAUCUCGUGGCGUCCACAGUCACGCACAUGCUCGGUCAUAACCUGGGCAUGACUCAUGACACCGAUAGUUGCGCCUGUGAUGACUCCUGGGGUUGCAUCAUGACGCCCGGCAUUCUCGGUCACAAGGGCUCGACGCACGUGCAGCCUUCCCAUUUCUCCAAGUGCAGCUAUAAUGACUACAUUUCGCAUGUUCGUGUGGGGCACGGCGUGUGCCUCUUUAACAAACCAGGACAACUCGAGGACUUUAAGACCUGCGGGAAUGGCGUUGUUGAGGAGGGAGAGCAAUGCGAUUGCGGGUCGAUCGAGGAGUGCGCCAAGGUGGACCCAUGUUGCGAUCCUAUCACGUGCCGACUCCGAAUGGAGGCCAACUGCUCCGCGGGCGCGUGUUGUGAUAACUGCAAGCUUCGACCGGAAGGGUAUCGAUGUCGGCCUGCGGAGUCAGAGUGCGAUUUUCCUGAAUUUUGCAACGGACGUUCCGGGGACUGCCCAAUGGACAUUUUCCGACAGAAUGGUGAAGAGUGUAAGGCUGGCGCCGGGUAUUGCUUCGGUGGUCGCUGCGAGACGCCCGAUGAACAGUGUGAAUUCGUAUGGGGCUUUGGAGCGACGAAGGCUGAUGAUGCCUGUUUCGAAUACAAUCUACAGGGAAUGCAGAACGGCAACUGUGGAGAAGACUUUAACGGAGCAGGAUAUAUCAAAUGCACCCGAGAACACAUGAUGUGUGGCAGCCUGCAAUGUCAGCGUGGGGGCCGCACUCCAGUUCUUCCGGGCUUGGAAAAGUACACCCGCAUGAACAUCGCCAAAGACUCCACAGAAUACGAGUGCAAAGCGACCACGGGCAACGCUGGAGAUAAUGUUGAGUACGGCCUUGUAUUCGACGGUACGAAGUGUGGGGAGAACGCGAUCUGCGUGAAUCGUACAUGUCAGUCAGUUUCGCUACAUCGCCCAGUUAGAGCUUGUCCUACGCGCAAUGGCAAAGAGUGUUCCGGAAGCGGGCUGUGUUCCAACGCCAACAUCUGCUAUUGCAACGAAGGAUAUGUGGGCAAUGAUUGCAGCACGCCGAAACAGCCCGCUAGCCCAGGCGAGGACGGCUCGGUUGACUCAGCGAAUUCGGAUCCGAAUUCAGACAAUGCCAAUAAUAAUAAUAAUAAUAAUAAUAAUCUCAGUAAUAAGCAGAACACGUACAACAUAAAACAAGGUGGCUCCACUACGGCCAACCCUGCACAACUGCCCGGGUCCACACCUGCCGACAAGACCGGACAGAAUAACAGUGGCAGUAGUCAAAUCAACCAAACUAGCACGACCCAAAACCCGAACGCAAAGAUCAUAACUAAAAAGGGUGAUGGGAGCACUUCGGUCAAGUCGGGCAACACGACAACAACUUAUGUGGCAAGGAAGGACGCACUGGGAGCCCCUUCUUUAGUAAUGGUACUGGUCUCGGUGGUGGGCGGCGUAUUCAUCUUCUUCGCCCUGCUGGCUACCUGCUACCGGAGAAGUACCAUGCCCAAGCUGGAACCUUUUCAACCCAUCAUUCAACAGCAAACGCAGCAGCAACAGUCUACUUCAAGUCAGGCGGCCGUCGCCGCGGCUUUUCUUCAGCAGCAGCAGCAGCAGAAGGCGCACCGGCCAUCGAUGAUGGGGGGGGGCGGGUCAGUCGUGGGCCCGCUGGGGGGUGUUGGCGGCGUCGGGGUGGUUCCGGGCGUGGCGGGUGCCGGCGGGGUACCCGUAGGCGGUCACCCGCUAAUCGGCACCCCAGGGGCGACGCCGCAACUCCACAGCAGGAACCCCAGCCUAGGGGCAACGACUCCUCCCCAGCACAAGACGGCCCUACUGCAGGCGCUGCAGCAGCUCGCGGAAGAUAGAAUCAUCACGUUCGGCAGUAUGCCCUCAUACCGCGAGGACAAACUCAAACAUCAGGCUAAUAACGCACUUGCCAGUGCAAGUCGAUCAUCAAGCAGAGGCGAAGAGACAUUUGUUGAGCUGUCGCCGAACAACCUGAACGGGUCACAAACACAUUUAGGAGGAGGUGUUGGGGUAGGAGUUGGUGCCGUUGGGUCAGUGGGGCCGGUCGGUGUCGGAGGUGUUCCCGAGUGGGGUCCCGAAGGGGACACCCUAUCUGAAGUUGAGAAGACGCUCAAGAGCCUCACAGGCUAUACGUCAGAUGCGAAUACGCAUUCGUCGUACAGCUACCACGAGGAUAUCCUUGAAGCACUGCAACAGCAUCAGCAGCAGCAGCAGCAGCAGCAGCAGCAACAGCAGCAGCAGCGAACCGUUAAUUCAAAUACGGCGACACCGACGAUCAGCCCUGGACAAGAUCACAAGACCUUCGCGCUAGACGAUAGCUCCGCAGCAGCCGCCCUGUCCGGUUCCGGAUCGCUCAGAUUUCGGAACUUGGAGGACCUUCUACGGCAGUUAGAGCAGCAACCUGAAGAACCGGAAGUGGAUCGUCAUUUUAGCAGCGCCGCGACGCGUCACCACACCCUAGACUCUGGUCUCAGAUACCUUCUACAGAGUGCGGGUGCUCCAAACAGCCAGUCGGCUCACGGCAGUCGCUGUCACAGUCGAGUUUCAGUCGGACGUGGAGGAACAACAGGAGGGGACGAAGAUGAAGCAGAAGAGUCUGAAGAAUCGUCGAACACGUAUUCGACGGGGCAAAUCGCUCAUCAGAUCCAGCAAAGAUUACGAUCCGCUUCUGUAGAGGCAAUACCUAUUGGAGGCUUCCCGAGUCCGCCAUCCGAGGAGAGCGGCUCGUACGACGGCGGGGGUGCUCACACGCUGCCGCCGCUGAUCCCCGGACCGCCCGUCAAUGGCAAACGGAAAGUCAAGCGACGCCGUCUUCCCGAGUACAAAGUUUAACAAUAAACUGAACUAAGUGUAAAGGCUAAUCUAUGAAAGCAACGAGAGGAAAGAAGCGUAUGGAGAAAAGCAGUGAAGGCAAACCAAUACAGCCGGUAAAUUAAGUACAUGUGGAAGCCAAGGUAGGCUUGAGAAUAGUCCAUGAGAGUACAGAGGUCUGGUCUUGGCGAAACCGCAAUGAAACGAAAACAUAAGUGAACAAACGAACGUGCACAAUUUGACGAAAGACACUUGAUUCACGUCAAUUGUCACAAUGUGAGACACAGAAUAUGCCACAAAUAUGGAUAGAAGAAAAGCGGGGCCGGAUAAAUUGAGAAUAGUGCAUAUGUAUAUGAUGGAAAAUGAACCGAAAUUUUGAUGUGUGUCCCCUUAUCGUUAUAUAUUGAGGCGAGGCAGAAAUGCGUGAGGGCAGGUCGGGGGAUAGAACACGGCAUGACGGACAGCGUGGCGCCGCGCCAGAACAUGGACUAUCAGCACGCUUCUGUCAAGGCAGCGAGGUGGGAAUCAGAUUCCUACUUCGGCCGAGGUACAGUCCGCUCGAGAUAAGUGUAGCAUGAUCAUUAACAACGAAAAGCAACCUCAGUAACGGCGGCAGGAAGAAGCAACGCUCGAGAGUAAUAGUAACUGUUCUUUGGUUUGCGAUAGAGACUCAUGCGGAACUCGUCCGGUCCAUGGUUGAAACAAACGUGCGUGUCAUUUGUAGCUAUUCACUAUGACAGUUGAGUCAAUAGUGGUGUCUAUUUACCAGUAGAAUCGUUAAACAGAGUACGCUAGAAAUAACAGGCAAGAUGGCCAGAUUAUGAUCCCCUUGACCACCUGCCUGUUUUUUAUGAGGGAACGCCUCUGGACUGCUCCAGAAAGCGCCAUAGAAUCCUUUAAAGUAACCAGCGAAUGUCCAAUGGGCGCAUCCAUCGUUAAAUAUAGAGAGAUGCAAAAGAGUAGAUGCAGCAGUUCAGUUGCUGAUCUCCCGUUGUUCUUUAGCGAUGGAUUCUCGUUGUCCAAGACGCGUGUACGUAAUAGCGAUGACACAGCGACGUCUGCAUGAGCGGCAAACGCAGCAGACGCCCAAACCACAACAACAAAUCAGAGAGCAACAACAGCACAAUCGAUACAACAGUGGAAGAACAGAAAUGACACAUCAUUAUUACAAUGAUAUUACUAUAAUUAGAAAAAAUAAUGACGAUGAAGAAUGAUGUCAGUGAAAAUACAAAGAGCAGAGCAGAGAACAACAGAGCAUUCACUGUCGUCAGUCAACCGUUGCCCCAGCAAGCAGAAGCGUAACCCCUUAAACAAUAGUAAUCACUAUAAUGAUAAUAAUAGUAAGAGAUGACAUACAUUGUAGUGAGCGAAUGUGUUACAAGGUGUUCAGGUCUAAGGGUAGGAAUACGUAGGAAUAUAUAGGAAAAAGAGCAAAUACAUAUUGAUGGUUUUUUAGGUGAGAUACUCCCGUUUGUUAGUGGACAGACGGAGAUGAUUGACGCCGAUGAUGGUAAGAAUGACAGCGAUGCCAGGGACCGAAAAGGGCGAGUAGUCACAGGAACUCCAUUGCGGGAAAAUAAAACGAAAUAUGAUUACAGGAUAAAGGCGACAAAAAUAAUGCAUGACGAAGCCAAGAAAUAUCAACACACUCGCUGGCCUUCCAAUAUAUAAAUAGUCGUAUUCUAGUUGAACAGAAGAGAGUCAGGGAUUGAUUUGACAGAUUGAUGAUAAAAACGAAAUAAUGAAUCCAAGGGUAACUCGUGACAAAUACUCGCUAACUCGUAUGAGUUCUAAUAACGAUUAUAAUAAUUCACGUUAUUAUAGCUAUAUAUAUAUAUAUAUAUAUAUAUAUUGUGAUGGGAACCGCAGUCUAUUUAACACCAAAAAAAGAAGUGCUCAACCAACAAAAGGUGAUUAGGAAAUAAAAAAAAUUGGGUAUAUAUAAUGAUGAUGAGCAGAAUCGUACUACCAUUACAAAGCGCACUUGGUCAAGGAACGGGAAAGGAUCUCGCAGGAGACGCAGGAAACAACGCUGUCCCGAGAAUGGAAGCUGCUAACAGAAGCGACGUAGUCAAGCCACAACCAGAGAGGGCAGAGUUUCAUAGGACUGAACUCUUGACGCAUGUUUAUAAAAAGCUGAUCGUAGUUAGAGCUACCUAAUAGAAAUAAUGAUAAGUAUAUUAAUGAGAAGGAAUGACGACGAUCAGGUGAUAAUAAUAAUUAAUUGAAAUAGCGCCGUACAGUAAGACACAGUAGCCGAGAUUGAUUCAAACAUCAUCAGCAGAGGCGCUAACGGCAUGCGGCGAUGUGUAUGAGCGCACGGAGAAAUAGAGUAGCCACGAUUGAUGAAAUGCUGAUUGUUACAUAUUACGUUUGUAUAUGGCAGGACAAGUUGUUAAUGCGGCAACAGGGUACUUUGAAUUGCUAUGUAUUGGGUUACGGUUGAUUGGACCUUUAAUAAGUUCUAUAUGUUUUCUCUGCUCUCGAGCAUACGUUUAGAGGCUAUUGCCGAUCGACUUCAACACAUCAACACACUGAAGUUCAUGGACGACAAGUAUGAGCUCGUCUAUUAUAUCGAAGCCAUGAUAUUCGUCUGCCAAAAGCAGAAGUCGAAUUUAAACCAGACAUUGAAAUUUUGCAUGUUUACGAGUACACGCACAAUUGAUUCUACAGACCAGGAUGUGGCAGCAGUUUUCUCUUCGGGGUUACUAACAUUCAUCACGCCAUGGUUAUUUGCAUGGGGCUAGACCCCUUUAAUCUCGAAGUCAUCUGCGAGUAAAGGCCCGCCUAGCUUUUGUGUCAUUUUUGAUAAUACUUGAUCGCUGGUCGAGUUCGGUGCCACCAUUUAAGCUAGCUCUUGAAAUCAAAAACGUUCCGCUCUCUAAUAUCUGCUUUUAGUUAUUCAUCUGAUCUAAGAAUAAGCCUGCACCAGGAAAACAUUGGCCUUUUGAAGGUCGUGCGAUAGGUGACAGGAUCUAACUGUUCGGACAAAGAACAUUUUAGGUGAAAUAUAAUGCUUUGUUGUACAAGGAAAAUUUUCUCUCGUUGAUGGCCACUCCUUCGCGACUUACCAAUGUAGGAGAGUCUCGCGAAAAUGCAAACAUCUACAUCACGAUGAGUUGAGAACAAUCUCACUCUCUUUGCGCACUGUGAAUCCAGGAGUAUCAGCUCCCAUUCAUCGCCAAAGCUUCAGUUCCGCGCACGUUAGGCACAUCUGUAUAAAGCUAUCACCGGCCUUUAUGCUAGUCAUCCUCGAAAAUCAUCAGUCAGAGGCAGCUAUAUGGGCCGCAUGGUGUGAAGCCGGAGAAAAUACUUUUAAAAUAUACUCCAGGCAUUUCAAGGCGGCAGCGUGAACAUAUGAAACUCUAGAAAUGGUACAACCGGUACCCGUUAAAAAUGAUAGUUUAAGCUAGGGACAUGCCUGUAUUGAUGAGGGAUGCAUAUUUUAUUUGGAAAGGCCAAAACCACUAACACUGCAAGAUACAUGUAUAUUGUACAUUACUGAAAUAGAACUCCCACAUUUAAGUUGCUGGCCUGCUCUCUUAUGUUAUUCUUGUUUGUAGUAGUUCAUCAUUGUGAUAUGCAGUCACGAACGCAUGAUCAUGGUAACGGAAGAAGUUUCCUGGGCCACCACUGAGGAAAGCAGCCAAUAAGCAGUCGUAAGAGUAAAAUUAAAUACCCGCAGACAAAGCUGACUCAGUUUUUUCUCUGGAGAGAAAAUGGUGUAUCUCUAAAUGAACCUGUCGUCAAGCGCCCGUAGGACACCGUUCGUAUUAGAUACUGGACAGUCAUUUGGAACAAAAUGACGAAAAAUAGGAAUACCGCAAAUGUUUUGUCGGAUAUCAUCAGACAUCACACGUAUAUGAACUAACAUAUAUAAAGACAAAGGCUGUCCACCGGAAGAAACAAAAAUAAAACUAUUGAUAACGAUUAUAGUAAACAGCUGUGUACAGAGUAUAGAGACGUGGGGAAGCAGCAAGUAAAUAUCGUCGUAGUUCCCCUCUCUACAAAAACGCGUCACACCAUCCAAUUGAAAUUAUGACUAGCGAAAGAUACGUGUUUGCCCUCCUGUGCCAACGGGGGGCAGUGUUGCGUAGUCUAACUUAUAUAACAGUAAAAAGUGGUUUGAAAGACGAAAUUGAUUAAUAUCGAUCAGUCAGCCGAAUUGAGUACCGAAUGAGUGUGUCCAUCAUUGACGACGAUUGCCCGUAGAAAUGUCAUCAUCAAUAAGAAGCAGCCGCGGCAUCCGACCUUCAGAGAGACAGAAAUUGAAAGAAAGUUGAAUCGCCCAACAAGAUGCCGUGACCGACUGACGACUGUCAAGGAACUACAGGCUGAAAGAUAACGGUGACAGCGCAUUAACGUUUCACUGAGUGCCCCCAGAACGGUACGGACCCUAAAGUCAAUAUACAGGAGGAUUCGGUCGUUCCGACUUGUCUGUUGUGCUACCACUGACCAAUGAAGUACAUCGGCCGUAGAAUGCACUGGUAACUGGUGGCACAGCACGGAAAAAAUCACGACGCCGAUGAUGAUGUCUAGAUCCAAAAGCUAUAUAUAAAUACAUAUUUAUGUAGAUGUAGAUAGCAAAAAUAGCGGACGCAAUAGGCUGACUCUGUGUGUCUGUUCCGCGCGACGGUCGACAUUUUGAUUUUGCUUCUUGACAACAACUAACUACCCCUGUAGUUCAUGAUGACCAUAUGGCAAGUGAAAGAAGAAAGUUUACGGUAUAUAAUGGUAUAAUGCUAUCUAUCUUCGUUUAGUCACUUGAAGCAAUAGGCUAGUGUUAAAACAAAUGGCGUUUGCAGUAAGGGCUCAAAGUAACAGAUUUUCUGGCACGUUUAGGUCAAGCAAGACGAAAACAGAAUCAACAAACUAGCCUCAAACGAUUGUUUUUAGUGAAAAAUUUUUCAUUUGAGCGGCUUGCUAUUACAAUUUGGACCGAGUUUGCAAAGAUUUCGAGAAAGUUACAGCCCUUAUGCUAUGUCGCAAACGGUCCAUAAGCAAGAUAUUCAUCAUUGUUUCCAAUGUCGCAAUAUUUGAAAGCAUUACUGACAAGGUCUCUUCGGACCUUGAAACCGAACAGAUUUUUAGCUUUACCUAGCCUAAAUCUAGCGCUACUGAUGUAGCUGCUCAAAUUGGAAGGAUCACAGAACUUGGGUUUGUGUACGGCACAAAAUGCCGGUGCACAGAAGCUGCCAUUAAGCUGCUACAUCUUGUUCGUCAUAAGGAGAUUGGUCGUUUACGUUUAGCUGCACAUGUUUAAAGGAUGUACACAAAUGACCCUUAGGAAUAAACGUUCGUACAGGAUAUUUCUCUUCUUGUACCCAUGAGUUUGUCAACAUGUGUUAUUAAGCGACGUGAGCAGUCAUUCGGGGCAGAUUAUUAUCGCUUGAUUAUUGUAAGUCGAUCGCUUCUACGGAUGCACAAAGAUGCUUUUGUCUAACGAUGCUUUUGGGCAUGUCAACCACAACACCGGCAGUUUGCCAGCCAGAGAAGAGACCACUUACAAAAAAUAUAUAUAUACAGAUCAGCAGCAUCUGUAGACGUAGCUUAUACUAAAGGCUUCCACAAAAACGAGAUUCCACAAAGGCCGCGACCAUAACGGGCAAAUAGUUCGGCCUACAUUUACCAAGCCCGCAACGAUAAUCAGCGCUCAUAAUAAUAAUGGCGCGCUCUCACAGCAGCUCCGUGUUGUAUUCGAUCAGGCGAAAGAUUGUUCGAAUACUUAUCGUUAAUAUUAAGCUCAACGAAGCAGCAAAGCAAGCCUAAAUACAAAAAAGUAAAGCCGUACCGACACUUUCGUAGUGGAAAGUGUGUUACGUAAAGUCGAGACAGAAAUUCUUCGAAAAUUCGUGAUCACACUCGCGCUAGACAAAUUAUCUACCCUAUGCACAGGAUAUAAGCAUGCUAUGAUUAUUAUGCAGCCAUUGUACAAAAAGCAAACGCCAUACCUAUGACACAAUUGUGUACAGCGCUAUAGAUGCCACAUGAUAGAGUAGCUGGGAGCAAGAAGAGUCAAACACGCAUAAACGGUGAAAUAAAUUGAGCUAAUAAUGGAAAAAAAAACAGUUGCAAGGGUUCUGAGAGCUAACAUUCUAAAUUGCAUCUCUUAUUUAACAAUGUGCACAUAUAUAGAUCUCGAAAUCAGUGUGGCCGUUUACUGACUCUCCGAGCCUAAAUCAACCGAGCGUAUAAUACAACAUUAAUGGGUCUGAUAUUACCGUGUGACGACAACUAGCGCGGUACUGUUUCUAGAAAAUCGUUCGAGAAACAGCGUACAAGUAAUCGAAUUUGCCUUAAUUAGAUGUACUUGAACGCUCUCAGCUGAUAUGCCCAUUGCAUACGUUUUGUUUAUCGAAAUCCAAUUAAAUAUAGAGGUAAGACAAACUCGAAACGAGUUCGAGGUGGGUCAGGCGUGCGAGGACAAAUUACUUUGUAUCCAGGAAGAGUGCCAUGCAUCGUUUGUCAGACGAACGAAUUGUAGGCCUUCUAUGAGCGGAUACAAUGCAAACGACGGCUAAAUAAAAGUAAGUGAAAGUGAUCAUAGAGACGAAUUCAAUCGAAUCAAGCCAAGCCAAACAUGUCUUAAGGAUCGACAGGUGGGAACAAUCAGCUAGCCGUUGUUCAUUCGAAGGCAAAACACAACGAGCCGAAGGUAGGGAAAAUACGUCGAUGAAGUACGAUUACACCGGGACGUGAGAGUCACGGGUCAAGACGGGACGCUGUACUUGAUAAUCGAGGCACAGUUGAUUAUGCCUUGGUAUCAAUAGUUUGUUUACUGUCAUUAUCAAUGAGGUGAAUAGUGAUGAGUUGAGUGUAGCAAAAGUGGUAGAGAAGCGCGUGUGGUGAAAGGCGAGUGUGGCAAUGGCAACUCUUUAUAAUUCAAUGCGGCAGCAAUUUCGCUCUGUGUCUGUAGGUUGAUAGAAAUCUAUAAUAACAUUAAUGAACAUCCAGAUGAUAAUGACGACAAAUAACAUCAACAAAGACAUUACAAUAUUUAUGAAUAGUAACACUGAAUAAUAGUCAUAUAUAGUAAAAACGAAUACUAAAUAAAGGAGAUUUAUGUUACG